Molecule: messenger RNA, 1059 nt
Organism: Musa acuminata subsp. malaccensis (wild Malaysian banana)
Lineage: Eukaryota; Viridiplantae; Streptophyta; Magnoliopsida; Zingiberales; Musaceae
Product: CBS domain-containing protein CBSX1, chloroplastic
Source: RefSeq, a predicted model, not a curated record
CCGCCUCCCUCCUAUCUUUCAUCCAACUGCCCCUCUCUCUCUCUCUCUCUCUCUCUCUCUCUCUCUCUCGUCCACUGUCAACUCUUGCUGUGAUCUCCGGACGAAUAUAGAGAGGGCGAGAUGCUGCUAUCCAUGGAGUCUCUCGUCGGCCUCCCUUCUUCCGCCCUCGGAGUGAAACCCUUCAUCCCCCUCCUCCGGAAUCGCAGCAGCCCCCUCCUCUUUCGACGACGCCGGCGGUUCCUCGACUUGGGCGCCGCCUCCACUAGCCCAGCCUCCGCCGUGGCGCGGAACGGGUCCUUGGCGACCAAUUCCUCGUCGCAAAGCAAUUGUGUUUACACAGUUGGUGAUUUUAUGACCAAAAGGGAAAAUCUUCAUGUUGUGAAGCCUACCACUUCAGUUGAUGAAGCACUGGAGAUGUUAGUGGAACAUAGGAUCACUGGCUUUCCUGUGAUUGAUGAUGACUGGAACUUGGUUGGUGUAGUUUCAGACUAUGAUUUGUUAGCACUAGACUCCAUUUCAGGUAGUGGACGGGCUGACACUAGCAUGUUUCCUGAGGUUGAUAGUACAUGGAAAGCAUUCAAUGAAAUCCAGAAGCUGUUAAGUAAAACGAAUGGUAGAACCAUUGGUGAGGUGAUGACUCCUGCCCCCCUUGUGGUCCGUGAAACAACCAAUCUUGAAGAUGUUGCAAGGCAACUGCUUGAAACAAAAUACCGUAGGCUUCCGGUUGUUGACAGUGAUGGUAAAUUGGUCGGUAUUAUCACGAGGGGAAAUGUAGUUAGAGCAGCACUCCAAAUAAAGCAUGAAAUGGAGAGAAAAUCAUGAUUCUAAGAUGGAAAUCAAGUAAGUUGCAGUUAUUAUUGACAAGAUCAGGUAGCUGCUGAUCACUUGGCACACGCCAUCUUGCACUAAACUAGUUUAAAGGCCCACGCAUUUUUGGGACUUGUGUAUAUGGUUUAAUGUGUUUGUUAAACUCCAUCGUUUUUCUUUUGGGUCCGAGAUGCUUGAACAUGCAUGCUCUUUGAUGUCUAAAUAUAAAGUGAAGCCUUUGUUUUCACAUGA